Molecule: messenger RNA, 2628 nt
Organism: Dictyostelium purpureum
Lineage: Eukaryota; Evosea; Eumycetozoa; Dictyosteliales; Dictyosteliaceae
Exons: 3
Coding region: 1-2628 (875 amino acids)
Source: RefSeq, a predicted model, not a curated record
AUGAUUCAAGCUCAAUGUAAGUAUAAACAACACUAUAAAAGUUAUCAAAACUAUACUAAAAUUUUCUUUAGAUAUUUUAAUUGUCCAUUUAUCUCGCCCACAUCCAUUAUAGAUUUAAGUAAUUUAGGAUCAACUAAUACACUAUCAAUUAUAACACCAGAUAGAAAAUUUCAUUUGAAUGGCGAACUCCCAUUAAUCCUUGGUAAUAAAUUAAAAACCCUAAUUCUAAAUGGAUCAUAUUUGAAACAGAUUAAUUAUAGAAUUUUCGACUCACUUACAAGUCUUUAUUUAACUAACAAUACCAUCUCUGGGACUCUUCCUCCAUUAAACCCAGACACAUCAUUAUUAUAUAUUGAUUUAAACAAUAACGAAAUAACUGGAAAUAUAGAUAGAAGUUACUGUAAUUUAAAAAAACUUGUUUUAACAAACAAUAAGAUAAGUGGGGAAAUUCCAACAUGUUUUACAUGCUUUUUUAAUAUACUUAAAAAUGAUUUUAAUGGAAAUUAUUUUUCAAAUUAUGACCCUUUACCAUGCACCACAACCAUUCCAUAUAACAUGACCUAUAAAGUUGAAGCAGAUGUUUAUACUUUUAUCAUCGAUGGAUAUGACUUAGGGGGAGACAAUUUAAACAGUUUUGUUACAUUUUCGGGUGAAAAUAUGGAGUUAAUUUCAAUGGCUGUAUUAAAACCAAACUCUCAAAUAUCUUUAAAAGCAUCACUCACAGAUUCAAAUAAAUUCGCACCCCAAAUCAUUUCAAUAACCUAUUCAGUUUAUUUAAAUUCAUUAACAUUCAAACUACCUUUAAACCCAUCCCCACCAAGACCCAAUACUGUUUUAUGGUUUGGAAAAGAUGUAACAAUUAUUGGUUCAUACUUUACAUAUGAUAAAACCACUGUUUCUAUCAUGAUUGGGAAAGAGCCAUGUAUAGUUAGUUCUACAACAUUUGACAAAAUAACAUGCUCCGUUUCAAUUGUCGAUACCAAACAUUCAAAUAUUAAAACAUUCAUUAAUGUUGGCAGCUACUCUACCCAAAUCUCAUUAAACCCAGAACAAGAAAAUAUAAUUAUUCUUUGUGCAUACCCAUGUAUGGAUAAUGCAUAUUGUAACACCGAAAUUGGCCAAUGUAUUUGCGAUGAAGGAUUCCAAGGAAACGAUUGCCAAACCCCAUACUUAGAAUGUCAAUUAGCAAUCGAUAACAAUCAAAUAUGCGGAAAUAGAGGUAAAUGCAAUAACCAAACAGGUAUUUGUGUUUGUGAUGAUGUUUUAAACCCCUCACCAUCUUGUAGCUCCUGUCCCGAUCCUUUAUGUGGUGGAAAUGGUAAAUGUAACUAUUCGACAGCAACUUGUGAAUGUAAAAAAGGUUUUUAUGGAUAUCAAGGACCCAACUGUGCUGUACCAUCAAUCUAUGUAGCAUCAGUAGACCCCAGUUCCGAGGAUGGUGGUAAUGCAUUGUUCAGUGGUUGGUUUGGAUUAAAAUCUGAGAGUACUCAAACCAAAGUAUUUAUAGGGGGAAAAGAAUGUACACCAAUCUCACUAAUUAAUGAAACUACAAUUAUUUGCACAGCUCAAGCUGGAACUGGUUUGCAAUCGGUUAAUAUUACCAACCCAUCUAUCUACUGGUUCAAUCCAUCAAUAUAUAAAUAUCAACCUUCAUCAACUAAAUGUUUGAAUGAUUGCAACGAAAAAAACAAAGGUGGUGUAUGUAACAAAAUGACAGGGUAUUGCCUAUGUAAUGAAAAUUUUGAUGGUGCAGAUUGUUCUAAAAUAAAUAAUAAUAAUCAACCCCCAACCAACACAACAGUAGAUGACGAUACAGGUUUAAUUAAUUUAAAUAAUCAAAAAACAAAAUAUAAUAUAUCAAUUAUAUCUCUAAUUGAAGUUGGUAUAGGUGGAAAUAUUGUAUCUUCGAUUGAUUUAAAAAAUAAAUGGUCCAACAUUACAACCACAAGAACUCCAGAUGGUAAUUUACUAUAUAACUUCACCCAAUCAAUUCAGUCCAAUCAAUCAACAAUAAUAUACUUGGUUGAAGAAGUAGAAAAGAGUAAAAUAUUUACAUUUGCAGGAAUUGACUUUAAAGUUUCAUCAGGCUCAAUUAAAAUAACAGUAUUAAUUUCAAACUACCAAUUUACAAGUAACUUAAAUACAUUAAAACUAUUAUUAGAAUCAUCAGUAGAAAAUAUUGACAACCCAGAUAAUGAAUGUAAUGAUAAAACUAUCGAUAUCAACUCUGCAAAUAACGAAAAUGGAUCUUCAUCAAACCUAAACUACAUUACAAUCAAAAAAGAUGCUAAAAUUCUAACUGGUAGAUUCCUUGAUCGUGCUGAGGCCGACGAUCGUUCAACUUUUAUAACUAGUGAAAUUGCCAAUAAAACUGAUCAAUCUUUAACUAUUGCAAUUAACCUACCACAUUGUGUGAAAUAUUGUAAAUUAGAUCCUGACUUUUCAGUUCUUGUAUCAAAUGAAUUUAGAGAUGAAUGCCCAUCGUCAAAAAAAUGGCUAAUACCAGUCGCUGUAGCUGUACCAGUCGUUGGUGUAUCCCUAAUAGUUAUUGCAGUCAUCAUACUUUAUCGUAAUCGUUUAAGUAGACUAAAUUUAGCAAUCAAAUUAAAAAAUCUUGGAAAAAAAUAA